AUGCCGCUGUCCGAGAUCCCCGUCGAAAUGUUGACGCAUCUUAAUGUAGCCUUUGGCUAUAUUACUGAUGACUUCAAGGUGACCAACAUGGACGGUGUCUCUGCAGAUCUCUUCCACAACGUGGGAAAUGUCAAGGCUCGCAAUCCCGACCUCAAGAUUAUGAUUGCCAUAGGAGGGUGGACGUUUAGCGACCCGGGUCCUUGGCAAAACAAAUUCCCGACAAUGGUGGCCACGGCAGCGAGCAGAUCUACCUUCAUCCAAAACCUGCUAGGUUUCCUCCAAGAAUAUGGCUACGAUGGUGUUGAUUUCGAUUGGGAGUAUCCUGCUGCAGACGAUCGAGGUGGCUCGCCUGCUGACUCUAUCAAGUACGGGAUCUUCCUCAAAGAGCUACGCGCUGCCAUUGAUGCAAGCGGCCACAAAUACCUUGUUACCUUUACAGCACCUUCAUCCUAUUGGUACCUUCGUCACUUUCGAUUGGAUCUGAUGGAACCCUACGUCGACUGGAUCAAUCUCAUGUCAUAUGACAUUCACGGCGUGUGGGAUGGCAGCAACCCCAUCGGAAAUCAUGUUCUGUCGCAUACUAACCUUACCGAAAUCGAUCUUGCUUUGGAUCUGUUUUGGCGCGCCAAGGUCAAGCCCUCAAGCAUUGUUCUUGGACUCGGCUUCUACGGGCGUUCCUUUACGUUGAGCGAUAACAAUUGCUGGAAGCCGGGAUGCCUCUUCAGCGGCCCUGGCGCUGCCGGUCGGUGCACCAACACACCUGGUAUUCUGUCCUACCGCGAAAUCCAGGAGCUCAUCUAUCAAACCGGCGCCACGGCUUACACGGAUAAGGCUGCAGCUGCGAAAUAUAUCGUCUACGGCAACAACAGCUGGAUCUCCUUCGAUGACCAAGAAACGUUCAAAGCUAAAAUCGACUAUGCGAAUAAAGUUGGGCUCUCUGGUCUGAUGAUUUGGGCCAUUGACUUGGAUGAUGGUGAUUUGUCUGCUCUCUCCGCUGUCACGGGUCGAAACGUUGGUCAGAACAACGGCAAAUUUACCCUUACCGACCUGAAGAAUCUGUUUCCUUCGGAGAUGCUUCCCUCAUCGCCAGACGAUGUAGUCUAUGCCCUGACUACGUUUUCCGGCCAAUCGGACACUGGAUAUAGCAACCCUCGCGAGAGUGGCUUUGGUUUUAUGUUGAUGAGUGGCGAGAAACACGUUGUUUCGAGACUGCGCAGACGUGAAGGAGACCCCGAGCCCUUUACUUUCCUCGACUGCCCAGGGAAUAUUGACAGCGAUGAUGGCGAUAUUACCUAUACCGCUCGAGUUGUUUGUUUGAGCGACGAUAUCGAGGGGUGCUUUCAGGUCAUGAUUGGAGGAAUCGAGGGAACGGCGGUCGAAAUGCCGGACAAUUGUGCACCAAACACCAUUGCUCGAGCACUAUCAUUGACACCGUCAAAAGACCAAGCUCUUCCAGAAGACAUGCACGGUACCGACCCUACCUCGCUCAUUUUCGACUUCUCUUUCGAUUUCAACAUGCUUCGUGUUCGACAAGAUUCGGAACAAACUAGCGUGCGUAUUGACUUUUCAACCUCUCCGGAUUACUGGGUCAAUAUUCUCGAUACCCCUGGUAUUCAAUCCCGUGAUUUGGAGGGUAGGUUUUUCGCACCCACCGCCGCUCAAUGGGAAUCUCGAUUUGUGGAAGGUAACUUCCGCAGAAAAUACGCCUUUUCUAUCAAAGAAACAGUAUCAACUCCAUUGUUCUGGAACACUGCUAAAGAGUGCGACUUCCAAGGCGAUGGUGGCUUCAUCGAAGGUGUCGCAGCAUAUAUUGCUGGUGACAUUGAUGUCAAGGUUGACUAUGGAUUCUCUGCCGUCUACCGCUAUAAAAAGGACGACUCACUCGAUUUGUACCAAGCUUCUGGAUAUAUCGACCCGAAAGGCAAGAUUGACAUGAGCUAUGGCGUCGGCGGCGUUGCUGAUAUUGAUGUCACCAAGGGAACUGGAAGUAAUCCCGCUUUUGCGGAUGGCGUGUCGAAACGCAUUGAUAAACAGUCGUUGACGCUUUAUGGAGGUGCCAAGAUCACCUUUGCGCCGUACUAUGCUUUGGAGUAUGCCAUGGCGACAUACAACAGCUCUGAUGCCAGUGCUCCCAAUAAUGGCGUGGCGGCAUUUGACGGCCUUCUUACAUCGCGCGUGGUGACUGAUGUUGCGAACUUUACCGCAUAUUAUCCUCCCAAAGAUGGUGACGAGCUCGAAACGAAGAAGCUCAACGACGUCUCAGUCCAAGACCACAACAUCAUCUACACUAGCACAGAGGCGGGUGGCAAGAUUGGCUUGGAAUCUAUUCUCAGCAUCGGCCUAAACAUCACGGUAAAUCAUUACAAGAACAAACCAGCACCUGUCAAUGUUGAGCUGGAGCUUGGCUACACCACUCUUGCCAUGUACACAUGGCGCCCCGGCGACGGCGCUGACGAGGGCAAAACCUGUAUUGAUUACGACAUUGGUACACUGGGGUGGCAAAGCGCGUCCAACGGAAAUCGCUUCGGCUGGAAGGAUGGCGCCGUCAGAGAGGCACAGAGUGAUGAGCAGACUAGUGCCGCAGCUCCCAAGUGCUUCGCUGACUUGGACCCGAAUGGUGAGGAGAAGCGCGCCAACCUGCCCUUGGUUGAAACCACGAAGGCGCUUGCUGCACGUCAAGGUGAUCCGGAGAUGCCUGGCUGGGAUUAUAAGCCGUUCGAAUUUCCUAGCCCCCUUAAAUAUGUCGGCUUCGUCGGGGGCAACGGCCCUGCAGGCGACAUUGUCAAUUUCAACAACGGAGGCCUGUUCAAGGGAAAAGCAAAGCCCGAAAAGGUUCACCAACUAGUACCUCGAGCAUCGGGCACGGCAACACUCGGCAAUAAAAUGGGCAGACUUUGCAGCAAACCAAGGGUCUCCUUGGGCGGUAACGGGCGCUAUCCAUCGUUUCCUGCAGACGCAUCGUUUCCAUGGAACGGCAUCGACAAUCAUAGAUGGGACUCCAUUCCACGGUAUUGGGGUAACGCUACUGGUACUUGCGACGACUGGACUGUUAAGAAGUGGUCCACGCAUGACACUAGAUGGGUGAAUGGUGCCUUUGAACGCGCCAAAUAUCAAACUGAGCACGUUUUUGAGGCUCAGAUCAUCGCAGAUUUCUUCUCCAACUGGCUUGACAGUGGCAAAAUCACGAAUCAAAGACCCAUACCGAGCAAUCCGAGCCCUAAAAUGCCGUGCGCGCUUUCGGAGAGAUAUGUCUGGCCGAGCAGCAAUGACUGGAAGGUAGCUGGUAAAGCGGAAGGGUUUUUCAAGGUGCUUCUGGGGGAGCUCGGCAGCAUCCGACAUCUCGAUCGACUCACCGUUUUCCUCGCGCGGCCAAACAGAAUGAAGGGUGCUAUGUUUGAGGGCAACAAGGCCGUCGCGGAGGCGACCUAUCUCAUCAUGUCGGCGGACGAGCAGCUGUCGGCAGUCAAGGAAAUGGGCAUGGCAUUUACCUAUCUGAAUGAGGCAGAUGUUUGGGACGCGUUCUGCGCGACAUAUGAGGGCAUCUAUGACCGGCUCGGAGAGUACAACACGUGGUGGGCGAAUAACCCACCGGCCGGCCCGAUUUCCAUCCCCGACCUGCAGAAGGAAUGGAAAGACUAUAUGAAGGUCGUCAUGGACUCUAUGGUUACACGAGCCAAGGCCGAUUUUGACUUUAUGUUCUUGAACAGAAAGGGAGUGAACCAGGAUCCAUACAAGUCCGCCUGGACAUACAACAGGCUCUUCAAUCGCGGACUGAUUCGGUUUGGGCGUACAUGCAAGAAUAUGGAUCAAUCGACGGCUUAG
Akanthomyces muscarius is the source of this 3822-nucleotide messenger RNA. RefSeq lists its product as uncharacterized. Gene Ontology annotation, molecular function: hydrolase activity, hydrolyzing O-glycosyl compounds; chitin binding. The transcript has 6 exons. Bases 1 to 3822 code for a protein of 1273 amino acids. Gene Ontology annotation, biological process: carbohydrate metabolic process. The record is from RefSeq and is a predicted model, not a curated record. NCBI's taxonomy places the organism in Eukaryota, Fungi, Ascomycota, Sordariomycetes, Hypocreales, Cordycipitaceae.